AUGUAUUUCUUUGCAGUUUUCAAUGUAUUUCUUCACAGUCCUCAAUGUAUUUCUUCUCAGUCCAACAAUGUGUUUCUUCGCAGUUCUCAAUGUGUUUCCUCACAGUCUUUAAUGGGGUUCAUCGCUAUCCUACAAUGUGUUUCUUCGCAGCACUACAAUGUUUUUCUUCGCAGUCCUCAAUGUGUUUCUUCGCAGCACUACAAUGUGUUUCUUCGCAGCACUACAAUGUGUUUCUUCGCAGGCCGACAAUGUGUUUCUUCGCAGGCCGACAAUGUGUUUCUUCGCAGCACUACAAUGUGUUUCUUCGCAGCACUUCAAUGUGUUUCUUCGCAGCACUACAAUGUGUUUCUUCGCAGUCCUCAAUGUGUUUCUUCGCAGCACUACAAUGUGUUUCUUCGCACUACGUAUCUAUCUAUCUAUCUAUCUAUCUAUCUAUCUAUCUAUCUACAUCAGUAUGUUUAUAUCUAUGUAUCUAUCUAUCUAUCUAUCUAUCUAUCUAAUUGCAUUCAUCAUUUAUCUAUCUAUUUAUCUAAAUGA
This is a messenger RNA of Acanthosepion pharaonis, 537 nucleotides long. The record is from the annotation of a GenBank genome assembly. Lineage: Eukaryota; Metazoa; Mollusca; Cephalopoda; Sepiida; Sepiidae.